AUGACGGCAGCUCCAACGCCCAUCUGUCACAAAGAACUAACCAAAAACCACAAGGUAGAGGAGCAGAUCGAGGUGGUGGAUCAAUGGCUGUCCCAGGUAGCGGAGCAGAUCGAGGUGGUGGAUCAAUGGCUGUCCCAGGUAGCGGAGCAGAUCGAGGUGGUGGAUCAAUGGCUGUCCCAGGUAGAGGAGCAGAUCGAGGUGGUGGAUCAAUGGCUGUCCCAGGUAGAGGAGCAGAUCGAGGUGGUGGAUCAAUGGCUGUCCCAGGCAGGGGAGCAGAUCGAGGUGGUGGAUCAAUGGCUGUCCCAGGUAGCGGAGCAGAUCGAGGUGGUGGAUCAAUGGCUGUCCCAGGUAGCGGAGCAGAUCGAGGUGGUGGAUCAAUGGCUGUCCCAGGUAGAGGAGCAGAUCGAGGUGGUGGAUCAAUGGCUGUCCCAGGUAGAGGAGCAGAUCGAGGUGGUGGAUCAAUGGCUGUCCCAGGUAGAGGAGCAGAUCGAGGUGGUGGAUCAAUGGCUGUCCCAGGCAGGGGAGCAGAUCGAGGUGGUGGAUCAAUGGCUGUCCCAGGCAGGGGAGCAGAUCGAGGUGGUGGAUCAAUGGCUGUCCCAGGUAGCGGAGCAGAUCGAGGUGGUGGAUCAAUGGCUGUCCCAGGCGGAGGAGCAGAUCGAGGUGGUGGAUCAAUGGCUGUCCCAGGUAGAGGAGCAGAUCGAGGUGGUGGAUCAAUGGCUGUCCCAGGCAGGCAGACUGACUGGACAACUCUGUGGCUAUGAGGCUAUGGUAGGCAGGAGCUUUUCAUCAGACACAGCAGAGGAACGACUGGGGGGAAGGAGCUCCAAACAUACAAUCUUAGAUUGCUUAUUGUUGUUGGAGUGGUGGUAGGGGGACGCAGGCAGGAUAGGUGG
This is a messenger RNA of Oncorhynchus keta (chum salmon), 893 nucleotides long. RefSeq lists its product as uncharacterized. The coding region runs from base 1 to 870 and encodes 289 amino acids. The transcript has 5 exons. Lineage: Eukaryota; Metazoa; Chordata; Actinopteri; Salmoniformes; Salmonidae. The record is from RefSeq and is a predicted model, not a curated record.